UGACUCAUGUUGCAGUCACCGCGCUGCCUGGAUAUUGGUGCGAGGAGGGAGGGAGGGAGGAGAGGAGAGGGAGGGAGGCAGCAUCCCGCAGCACACGCUUCUGCCUUCACAAACUGAGCCGCACGCACCGGGGGAAAGUUGGAGGCAACGCAGCCACCGAGGGCUUCCACGAGCUCAGGGUGGUGAGAAAGCAGCAUCUCUCCCAGGCUGUCCUCAGCAAGUGGCAAAGCUCUGUCCCAGCUGGAGCACUGCAGACCACUGUCACCAACCAAACAUGCAGAGCACAUGAGAUCCCUUGGUUGCUCAGAGGAAAGGAGAAGGCAGCAGAGGAGAAGGGAGCAGUUGAGACCCACCAGCAGCUGCCAUGGGGGAUUGGCUCCAACACUGACCUCGCAGAUGGGGCCAACAAGCAUAAGCAAGCCACAGGGCCACAUCUUUCCCUGGAUCAUGUCACUCUUAGCAUGCAAGGAGCAACACUGAAUGUGUGAAUUGACUCUGCAAUGUUCUACAAGGUCACUGUAGGUCCAAGGUCACUUUGGAAAGGGCUCUAGAGCUGCCUUGUAGAGGCUCACACCAAGAAGCUUUGGAGCCAGUGAGAGCAGGACUGCUCCAUCCAUGCAACUGCACUAUGGAUCCUUGUUACAACCAUACAAGCUCUCAAAAAAGGAUGGACUUCCCCUUGCAGCUGCUAGUCGGAUCCUGCCUCACCAUCCUCAUCGUGAUCACUCUCUGCGGUAACAUCAUCGUCUGCCUGGCCGUCACCCUGGACCGCCGGCUCCGCAGCCUGACGAACUGUAUCAUCGUCUCCUUGGCCAUCACCGACCUGCUGCUGGGCCUCCUGGUGCUGCCAUUCUCUGCCUUUUAUGAGCUCACCAAAGACUGGCCCUUCGGCAGCACCUUGUGCAACAUCUACACCAGCCUGGAUGUCAUGCUGUGCACAGCUUCCAUCCUCAACCUCUUCAUGAUCAGCCUGGACCGCUACUUUGCUGUCACCACCCCACUCCGCUACAGCCAGCUCGUCACUCCCUCCCGGGUAGCUGUGAGCUUGGCUGUUAUUUGGACCGUUUCACUGAUGGUUUCCUUCCUACCCAUUCACCUGGGCUGGAACACCAAUGGCACAGCAGUCCAAAACACAGUCCCCAACUGCAACAGGGAGUGCACACUGGAGGUGAACCCUGUGUAUGGGCUAGUGGACUCACUGCUCACCUUCUACAUCCCCCUGGUCAUUAUGUGCAUCACCUAUUACCGGAUAUUCAAGAUAGCAAGGGAGCAAGCCAAGAGGAUAAACCACACGUGGUGCUGCAGCAGCAACACCCACAUGCCGCCCAUGGUGAGGGAGCACAAAGCCACCGUGACACUAGCGGUGGUGAUGGGAGCCUUCAUCGUGUGUUGGUUCCCCUAUUUCACAGUGUUCACAUACCGGGGGAUGUGGGGGGACAGUAUGGUGAAAGGCACACCCAUGUCCAUUGUCCUCUGGCUGGGCUACGCCAACUCGGCCUUGAACCCCAUCCUCUAUGGGACACUCAACAGGGAUUUCCGGGUGGCUUACCAGCACUUGCUGCACUGCUGGAAGACUGGGGGCCCCAUGAGCUCUGGCCUGCCUCCCCCCCAAAAGGCCCAUUCCAGGGGCAGGAACUGCAGUCAGAGCCAGGGCAAGCAGGAGGGCAAACCCCUGAAACUGGAGAUGAGGAACGGGAAGGGGGUCUUGCUGACCGAUGGAGCCCUCAAGAGGCAUAGAGAAAAGACCAGCAAUCAGGAGUGGGAAUACUGAAAAACUACAGCCAGUCUCAGGGGCAUCAGGAGCAGGAACAGAGUGAGAGUCACCACUGCCUUGGAAAUCAAAAGGCCACAGGAGCACCACAGCCAUUAAGGGGCUGGAGGCAUUUCCAUGGUGCCAGAGCUCUCCCAUGAGCCUUAGCCAGCCUCCUGCCCUGGGACCCACAGCUCCCAGCCUUCAACUCCUGGCUGCCCUCUUCCAAAGUCCCAUGAGGUUGAAAGGACAACACUCAGUUUUCCUCAGGGAGCAACUCGACAACAGAGGCGAGGGCUGCAGGGAUCCCUGCUCUGGCAAACAACAUUUGCCCUGUCCGCAAACACUGCUGAGGAGCCUUCACCUGCCCAAGGGGGUGUGUUUGAAGAGCCCUUGGAGGAGCUGCAGAAGAGCUUCUCUCCUGCCCCACUGAGGCCGUGACACCUCCAGUGUCAAGCCCCAUGCCAGCAGGCAGUGGUGCCCAAGGAGCUGGGUCAGCAGCCAACACAUAUCCCCAGCAGGGCUGAGCUAGGAGUGCCCUCCACAGACCCCC
Molecule: messenger RNA, 2303 nt
Organism: Pezoporus occidentalis (night parrot)
Lineage: Eukaryota; Metazoa; Chordata; Aves; Psittaciformes; Psittacidae
Gene: HRH2
Product: histamine receptor H2
Exons: 5
Coding region: 629-1771 (380 amino acids)
Biological process (GO): chemical synaptic transmission; G protein-coupled receptor signaling pathway, coupled to cyclic nucleotide second messenger; positive regulation of vasoconstriction
Cellular component (GO): plasma membrane; dendrite
Molecular function (GO): neurotransmitter receptor activity; G protein-coupled serotonin receptor activity; histamine receptor activity
Source: RefSeq, a predicted model, not a curated record